Molecule: messenger RNA, 4138 nt
Organism: Paramuricea clavata
Lineage: Eukaryota; Metazoa; Cnidaria; Anthozoa; Malacalcyonacea; Plexauridae
Source: the annotation of a GenBank genome assembly
AUGAAUGCCGAACUUAGAACAUUGUCAUUGGUAGCGCUUGGCAGCUCAGUCGUUUGUGGUUUAGGCCUUGGUUUGGCCUACAGCUAUUUUUACCGUAAAAAACUGGGCAAGAGAGGUGCAGUCAAGUCCUUGUAUAUUCACCCGGUUAAAUCAUGCGCUGGAAUCAAAUUAGAGCGAGUUGAGAUCACGAAAAUCGGCGUGCUACUGGAUAGGUAUGUAGCUUGUACGUUUGCAGGUGUAAACGUUUACAGAGCAGUGGCGGCGCCAGGGGGGGGCAAGGGGGGGGCAAAUGCCCCCCCAAAUUAUUUUUUGCCCCCCCAUUUUGCCCCCCCUCAAAAAAAAUUAUUAGUCACUAAGAGCGACUAAAGGCUACACAAGUGUUCUGUCAUUAUCGGAAAAUGUAUGGCUUAUAAGUUGUCAUUACUCAUUUGUGAAUGCGCGUAUACAUGAAACUGUUUUUUACAGUUUCAAUAUUAGUUUGUAAAUCUCUGAAUGGUAAAACUUGCCAAUACUCCAAUAAUACGUUCCAAAAAAAGACAAAAAAGCUUUAGUUUGGCAGAGUUAAAUUCUCAAACGUGUAAGGCAAUAAUAAGAUGAAAGUAUCACGAAAUUAUUUGAAUAAACCACAUCGCAUAUAUGGGGGGCGAUAUUCCUAGGGUAUUCGCCCCACCUCCCUGGGAGACGAUAUUCCUAGGAUAUUCGCCACGUUUUGAGGGGGGGGGGGCGAAUUUCCUGGGGGGCCACCUUUUUAAAAAUUCGAUCUUGCCCCCCCCAAAAUUUGAGUUUGCCCCUCAAAUGCCCCCCCAAAUUUGGAAGCCUGGCGCCGCCACUGUUACAGAGUGUGGUAAAGGUAAUUUUCUUGAAGCACGAAUUAACAUUUUUAUUCCCGUGAAACAUUUUUGGAACUAUUCAAUCGAAGCUGUUUAGAGAAAGAGGGAAAAUAGCAAACCACCAACCAUCUCUUUAACUUACUCGCACUGAACCAUAUAUAAACUGGACAAUUUCCGUGCAUGCAGUUUACACCGUUUUAUAGCUAGAAGGGUUUAGAAUUGAUAGAAUAUGAGUUUCCUAGCUCCUGGAUACUUAAAUAUAAUAUAAAAGGCUUAAGUUUAUGAGAUCCCGUUUGAGAUCACAAUCUCAAAUCGUUACGACCUAUACACUGUACCAGUGUAUAGGUCGUAACGAUUGAUAUACAAGCAGAAUUUCGACGUUUCGAGCGAAGACCCUUCGUUGUGGCUAUACUAUAUAGAAACUUCCCGACCAUUCGUACUAUGUACGGCCGCCAAGGAAAACUUGACAAUUAAGUGUACAAGAAAUACUUCUAUAAUUUUGGGAAAGAAAAGUUUGUCUUGACGUGACGUGACGUGACGUGACGUGACGUGACAUAUGUUUAACAUCAUUCCGUGUACAUGAGCAACAAAACUUGUCAAGGGAAACUUGUUGACCGUACACACGAGAAAGUAAAACCUUUCAAAGAAAACUUGUUCAUCUGUACACUGUACAGGGCUUAAGGCCCCUAUUUAUCUUUGUUGAAAUCCCCUCAACAACUUCCUCGUGCUAUCAAACUACCCUGCAGUCCCCCGGGGGAUUGGAAGGUUUUUAUGUUACUUCGGUAUAUGCUCUCUAAUAGUAGCCUGCCACGCAGGCUCAAUGAGACUCUAACAGUGACAUGAUUACAUCUUGAACUGCUUCUAUUCAGGUCAUGGGCAUUGUUCAACUCAAAAGGAAUUCUACAGACAAUGCGUCAAUUACCAAGAAUGGCUUUGAUCAAGCCGUCCUUCGAAGGAACAAAAUAUUUAUGUCUUGAUGCUCCUGGUAUGCCGACGCUUAAACUUGACUUGGAUGUCGACGAAAGCAAAGCGAAAAAAAGCAUGCUUGAGUAGGUGAUGUAAAUUGUUAUCCAAAGCCUUUUAGAGACUAUUUUAAUAGUCUAUUAUGAAUUGUUAUUUUUAUAGUCUAUUAAUACUUUAUAUAAUAACGUUAAGAAUUCAAGCGCUUUCAAUGGUCGAGAGCCAUGAUAUCUAUUAGAGGACAGACGCACGGAAUACGUCACAAUUAAGGUAGCCAAUAGCAUUCCCUUAUUUGUACAGAUCAUGUGCGUGUGAUUUGUAAAUUUCGUGUAAGUCAUUUAUGCAUGUCGUGGUCACCACGCUUGUUUUUCGAGCUGGGAAAUCCGGGUUCAAUUCUUGAUCGGGCCUCUACUCAAGGUCUUAAAAUAAUCGAGGAGACAGUGGCAUUGGCCAAUAAAAUAGCAAAGUAAAGCACAUUAUGGCUUAAAAUGUGUUAAACCACAACAUGGCCUAAUAUAUCGCAACUUUUUUUCCCAAUGCAUGGUAGUUUUAUUUGCCAAUCCUGCAAUAAACAAAUCAAAUAUAUUAAAGGGGCACCCUCUCCCUCCAGGAUCACGGUGAAAAACUAUACUUGUCUUGAUUAUAGUAUUUUUGGCGUUCAUGGUGAAGGUUUUGACUGUGGAGAUGAGGUUCACAAGUGGUUUGAUGAGUAUUUGGGAAAAUCUGGCCUUAGAUUGUUCAAUGGACGUAGUGAAUGUUUAAAACGUCGAGAAUUGAAAGACGAUGCUGUCUGGGGAAACUCAGUGCAGCCCGGCGAUAAGGUUAGAAUUGCCGGAUGAUUUCACUUUUAUAGAGGGUCGUCUCCACUUGUGCAUUUAUAUACUAGACAGCUCUACCAGCAGAUCUAAGCAAGCUAUUCUCUCUAGAUGUCGAGUAAGAGCCAUCUAUGUUCAUCACUUUAUUCAGUAUUACAAUUACAUGAUGAGGAAACCGGAGUACCUUGAGAAGACCAGCAUGGUAGUUAGUCUGAUGCAAAAUUAUAAUCAGACAACUGCAGGGACUGCCGCCAUAUUGUAAGAAUCGGACUCUGGUUGCAAAUAGAGGUGAUUUAACUUAUAACAUCCAGGUUACACCAACCUAACUCUGUUUUUAGAUGAUUUACCAAUGUGAUGCUCCAGUCAUGUUGGUAUCCAAGGAGUCGUUAGACGCUGUAAACGAAGAGUUGGAAAACCCAGUUGACAUUCGAGCAUUCCGACCUAACAUCUUUAUUGAAGGUUGCUUCUCAUUUGAAGAAGACUCGUGGCAGUCUGUGCAAAUUGGCAAUGUUCUGUUGAGAAAAUUGCGACAAAAUCCCAGGUCUGCACAUAAUAUGUCCUAAAGCCCUGGUUAACGGCGAGAAUGAGAGUUGAGAAGCGAGAGUUCGCAUGAGAAUUGUUGAGAGUCGAGAAGCGAGAGUUUGCAUAAGAGUUGCAUGAUGAGAGUUGACAAGUGAGAGUUUGCAUAAGAGUAGAGAAGUGAGAGUUUGCAUGAGAGUUGAUGAGAGUCGAGAAGCGACAGUUUGCACGAGAGUUGAUGAGAGUAGAGAAGCGAGAGUUUGCAUGAGAGGUUUCUCAACUCUCAUGCUCUGGUAGGUCGAACGAGAUUGAACAAGAGUUGCAUGAGAGUUGAUAAGAGUCGAUGAGAGUUGGCGAUGAAACGCGAGCAAGACUCUGCAAGAGUUGCCAGUUUCAGCAACUCUCAUCCUGGUAUUGACCACUCUAUCUGAUAACAACACUAUUGUCUCAUUCAGAUGUACAUUAACAACUGUUGACAUGGAUGCUGGUGUGAAACGACAUGAUGGGGAACCGUUUAAGACUCUAAAAAGGUGAUUUACCUCAAUAUUUCUCAAUUUUCAUACAUUGUCAGUCAGUACCACUUCAAUGGUCAGUACUCAGUACUGCGUCAAUCGGUCGGCUGACAGAGUUGUUAACAAGUUUUUAUUUUGCAAGUCCAAGUCGAGUCGAGCCACAAGCCAUUCACUCCGAGUAGCAAGUCAAGUCAAGCCACAAUUAGUCGUUCUGUACUGUUGUUUUCACCAUGAAUUAUAGGGAGUCACCCAUGACAAUUAUAUAUCUGUUUACUAAUGUGGCUAUACAAAUGAGCCAGUCAGUGGACAAAUCGACAGUCAGUUGUCAGUCUGUCAGUGAGCAAUCUGAGUCAGUCAACCAUUCUCUUUUCUCUUAUUCAGAAUACGUGUAUCUAAAAGUGAUGAUCCAAGACAUAGACAGAAGCCUUUGUUUGGAAAUUUCUUUGCUGUCGAUAUUUCUGGGACAAUUCAUGUUGGAGAUGAAGUCACUGUUCUUGCUUAA